Ziziphus jujuba (common jujube) is the source of this 1755-nucleotide messenger RNA. RefSeq lists its product as uncharacterized. Lineage: Eukaryota; Viridiplantae; Streptophyta; Magnoliopsida; Rosales; Rhamnaceae. The transcript has a single exon. The record is from RefSeq and is a predicted model, not a curated record. Bases 219 to 1610 code for a protein of 463 amino acids.
ACACAAGCGCAAAAUAGCAAAGCACGCGGAGGGUUGAUGAUCCCGUUUUAUUUGACGAACAAGCAAGCUGUGGAGGUGGAGCUCCAUUUCCACUCCCAAAAGAGACCCAAGAAGCCCAAAAAGACUUUCUGAGAUCUCAAGGACAAAACCAAGCAACCCCCAAAAUCUCCAUCUGCCAUCACCGUCUUCACCGACUUUGAGAACCCAAAACGAACACCAUGUUCCCAAUUCUCAUAACCUACAAGAAUCUUUUUCUCCAUGCCUCACUCUCCUUCUUACUCACUCUCCUCCUUACCUUCCUCAAAAUCCCAGUCUUCUUCCUCCAUGGUCUCCAUACUUAUAUCCACCCAGAUAAUCUCAGCAAUGGCGUCAAAGCUGCUAUUCGGAGACCCGAUGGCUCCUCCGAUUCGGCUUCGGGGUUCUCAUCCAAAACCAACGCUGAGAUCAGAAAGAGAACCAAAUCCAAGGACAACAAGUUUGAGUUCGAUGAAAGCAAUGCUCAGAUCUUCAGGCUAAAGCUCGACGAUGCCCAUCUUCAAUCCCGCCUCUAUUUCUACGAGUAUCGGAAUGCUUUUACCUUCUCGCUUGUGGUUAUUUCUUCUCUGCUGCUUGAGAAAUACUUGAAUGGUGGAUCGGAAGAAUCUGGGUCUUUUGCAAAUGGGGGUUUUGUUCCGGUUCUGCUAGGAUUUGUGGGUGUUUUUAAGUUUCUGACAUUGCUCGCCAAGGUUUCUUUUGAAAAAUCUGCGUCGAGGAGGUCGGAGAAGCAACUGAGUGUUCUCUUUGGGGUUUUGGGAGCCAUAGUUGGGAAUAUGGUUUGCUUCCUAAUUAGUCCUUCAGUUCUGGAUUUCAAUUUUGGUCCAAUUGAUGGUUUUGGUAGAUUUUCGAUUGCUGUUUUAAUGGGUUGCUUAGCUGGUUUUCUAUUUAUGCCUGCAACGAAGAGUGCCAGGGCGUUUUGGCUUGGAACUGAUCAGCCCAGGUCUAAUUUGGCAAUGAUUUCAUGCGGAUGGUUUGGUAGACUAACUCUCUAUGCAAAUUAUUUGGUGAUUCUAUUCGCGGCGAUUCUAUGGAUUAAACCUUUGUCAGAAAUGUUGGUCAACAAGAACAUUGCUGAUGGUAAAGAUGUGCAUUUGGACAACAAAUUUGGACAUUUAGAGAGAUUGUUUGGAAGUGUAGGAAUUUUGCCUUCUGAUUUUGCUAAACUUAGGAUUUGGUGCUUAUUGCUUUCGGGUUUCUUGCAACUUGUUGCUCUGCGACCGAACUUGCAAAUGUACUUGAACGAAGCUCUUUUGUGUUGGUACCAGAGGUUGCAUGCUAGCAAAGUCCCUGAUUUGGAAUUUAGCAGGGCAAAAGUUUUUCUUCACAAUCACUUCUUAUGUCUCGUAGUUUUGCAGUUUCUUGCACCCCCAGUUUUGUUACUUGUCUUUCUAGGAUUAUCUCAACUUGAUGGUAAUUCCAUCGAAGAUUACCAAUUGGUUUGUGGUUUACUGCCUUGCUCUGCUUUUCUUAAGGAAGUGGCUUUAUUUCUGGCUUGGUGGGUUGUCUUUAUUUGGGCUGUUUAUACUUCAGUGACUCUUUUGCUGUUUCGUCGUGGCAAUUUAUAUGUUUCUUGAUGACUUUGAUCCUGUAGCAUGCAACUUUUACCAUUGGUUGUUCGGUUGGAUUUUUUGUUAGUUUUGAGUGAAGAGUGUUCUACUUGUAACGAGAAAUUUAUGAACGCAAAUUAUGGGGCAACAUAAGCACCAUCUAGUAUACACA